This is a messenger RNA of Heterobilharzia americana, 5544 nucleotides long. Lineage: Eukaryota; Metazoa; Platyhelminthes; Trematoda; Strigeidida; Schistosomatidae. The record is from the annotation of a GenBank genome assembly.
AAGGUCAGGCGAGUAGUUAGAUAUCAGUUAAGACCAACCUUUAUGUUUACCCAUCAUCGGUUACAAUGCCUAUACCAAGAUUGACUAAUAUAUUGCUGAAUGACUUAGAAGUUUCGAAGUAUUUCAAUUGCACAACAGUGCCGUUGUCAUUGAUGGAGAAGAUUUCUGUACACAUUUUUAUGAACGCGAAAGUCUUCCAAUAUCAUAUGGCGGGGAAUAUUUAGCGUAUGCUGUGCGACUGAAGAGAUUUCUCCGUGAAAUCAAACUAUGUGAAAUUCAUCCAUAUUUUGUAUUUGGCUCUGAUUGUGAAAGAGUAGUAAGUUUCCGAGUUCUCAAAAGCUACUACUUUGAUUUGCGUCUUUAAUCAUUGUAUUUUUCAGAAGUCUUCAAGAAAAAAAACAAAUGAAUACCUCUUUUCUCGAACUCAUUAACGUAGACCGUCGCAAAUUGGCAUAUGUUCCAGUUCCAAUUUGCCUACAAAACACAUGCUAGAUCAAAAGUGACUGCAGUAAGAUGUAAGCAAAAGACAGGACGAAGAAUAAAAUAGGUAGAUUAGUAGGGCAACGAAAACUUACAAAAGACGUAGUAAUCGCGUUAUUGGGAUCUGUUUUCUGUCAUAUCGUAGUGUUCAACCACUAUCUUUUGACAUCUCACUACUAAUAACCAAAAUGUCUUCACAUGGUUCGUACCAGUGGUUGAUAAAUUCAUGCAUUAGCAGUUUCUAAACCCAGUCGUUCUGAGAUUUCUAACCUAUUACUAUUAAGACUGUUUUGUGGCAACCUUGGAUAACACGGUCUUAUCAAAAAUAAUCAGCGUGCUUUAUGUCUGCAAAAGAUACAUAGAUGAUACCUUUAUCAUUUGUGACGAGAAUACCAAUUCUGAAAACCUGUCUCAAACCUUCAAUCGUGAUCACCACUUUAUCAAAUUCACUUUAGAAGAAGAGUCGAAUUCAGGAUUCCACUUCCUUGACGUCCAACUUCAAAGGAAAGAUUACGAUUCAAUCAAUUAAUCUAUUUACAGAAAACCCACUUAGAGCAGGCAGUUUAUCAGUUUUCAAUGCUGUGUGACCUUAAGUAGAAAGAGGAGUCUUAUCCAUUCACUCUCCUCAGGAUCAUGAAUGUAUACCGAGGAUACCAUCCAUGAUGAAGCAGAGAAUUCGCAAGAAAUGUUGAUGAAAAAUGGAUACCCACUGGAAUUUGCAGGUGAGAAUCUGAAGCCAAUAAACGCCAUUAAACGCGUGAAUACUACGAAAAAGACUUAACUGUUGAACUUAGAUUUAUUGGCAAGAUUAUUUUUGUAAUCAAUUUGACGAAAGUUGUUCAAAAUUAUCAAUACAUUUCUAGCUGUUUUUCACACAAGUUGCUCUCUGAUCAUCCGUCUUUCAGUGGAAAGUUAGAAGGUCAUCAAAGCAGUCCAUGCAAUAUCGUCCACUUAUGUUUUUAAUUGUACAGUUGUCUUUUUACUGGGUCGUAAGGUGGACCGCUGGUGCUUUAUUGUGUCAGCAAGCAAUGGUAUAUACCUAGUAGUAGGAUUUAUUGAACUAAAGAUUAUUUUCAUAGUUACCUUUGAAACAAAUACUUGAAAUGCCACAAUAAACAAUGAUGAAUUCCUGUAGUAAGUUUUGCUUAAAAGCUGAGAGUAACCGUAGCACUUCGAAACUACCAACUGUCGGGUGACAGAUUCUUGUCCGCUCCACCUACUUGGACCUAGGCAGAUGAACAGUUUGUUAAAUUUGUCUCAUCGCCUUAUGUUAAAACAUGUUAAGGCUUGUUGAGUUGCAGAUAUCAGAUUACAGUUUUAUAUCUCAACCUAUUACUUAGGUUGAAUGCCAUCAAUUUUAUGAGGUUUCAUUUGAGGAAUUAAAGUGCACUUAAUGUGGUGUCAAUAAGGUUUCCGCUGAAAACCACUUAGCCAAGAUGACUAGUUGUGAUCUUCGACACAAAAGUGGCAUGAACUAUCGAAAUACACUAAUACUGAGCAACUUGAGCAGUUAGAAACUAUUUAGGCUAUUCAGGAUUUCGCCAACCAGAUCAGAGUCAUCUAAACACCGGACGGCUGUGUCACUCUUUCGGGGUCGCGCUGAUCAGCGAUCUUGUUAGGGAUGCCUAUAUUUUUUAUAUUCCAUACUUACAGUUCGCCCUCUUUUCCUGCGCAUGGUUCAUAUUUCGUAUGACCUGUUAGCGUUCUGAUUGGCUUGCGCCCCUGUAAAUGUACUAAUAGGUCUACCCAGAAAAAUUUAGCUCACAUAGCCGAAUUGUUCAAAUCACCUGAAUCUGGCUAGGUGACUUGCGUGAGCUCGGUCCCAAAUGAACGAUACGGCCGUACGAUGUUUAAGUCACUUUGAUCUGGUCGGUGAAAUUUACAGUUUAGCCUGAGUAGUUUAUAACAACUUAGGUUGUUCAGUAGUAUAUUUCUUUUUUUGAUAUCCAUUUGAACUUAGAAUUGCUACAUUCAUAAACGGAAGAUGGUUACUUGCGUUUAGUCAUCGUCUGUCUGAUCGCAGAAUUUUAUCUAAAGUAGGUUCAGGCUAGAAAAAGGUUCGGGGCGGCCGAACUAAAACAUGACAUCAGUGCGCAAAAUCUUUGACUGAUGGUCUGAGUUGUGUAUGGGAAUUAAGACUGCCUGACUGGAGUCCGCGUGACACCCAGAACCAGUGGUUAGAGACUUUAGGCGAUUUAGCUCAGAAUCGAUGUCAAUGGCGUAGACGUAUCCACACAUUAUUUUCAUCCUAAUCAUCAUACUGAAUUCAGUAUUUGAUCAUUCCUGGUUCCUUUCUUUUAACUAUUUUCCAACACUUUUGACUGUUUUCUUCUUUAUCUUUCUUCUGAAUGCUUUCUCGCACGAGGUGCUGAUAUUAGGUAUGGUAACUUGAACCGUAAUGCCAAGUUAUUUCGGCUUCAUCUCUGUCUGCAUAUUAGGCCGUUAUGCAGUCUCUUUCGAGAAGUACAAAUGUAGUUGGCUCAGAGUUUGUCAAAUGAUAUAUUGAUUGGAAUAUUGAUUUUGUGUCAAUAACAAGAAUGUCAGUGAUAUGCAGAGAAGAAAUGUGCUUGUCUAAAGGAUCUCAACUGCUUAGUGACCUUCGAAAGAUGCAAUCGUCAGUGAGGUCAUUAUUUUCAAAAGAUACACAAACAAACAAAGGACAUAUGAAAUCUUAUCUUGUAUUUCUUCAAAGUGUCCUGGUGGAUAUUCUGAGGGAUAUGGAUGUUAAUUUUUUGAAGUCCCCGUAUCCUCGUGUACGAAGUUGCAUUUCCUUAGCUGCUAACCUAAGUCAUCCAGUCAUCGCCAGUUCUCCAGAGUACUUCCUCGUCAAUUUUCAUCAAACGCUGUCUCCUACAUCUUAUUUUGUCCCGUUGUCUUUCAUGGAACUAGACAACUUGGAAUUUGACAGAACUUGUACUUCUUGUAAAUCGAUAGACGCUGAACCAGGAUCUGUGUCGAAAUCAUGUCGUUUCCUAACAGCACAUAAAUUUCUUCCCGAAUUAUCUCCUUUAUCCGCAGUUAACCCAGCUUAUCGACCACUAGUCGGUUUACUGCUUGGAACAGAUUCAAUACCUAACAUUAAGCUGCCUAGUUACUUGUAUCGCAUUAUGAACAGCAUGGAUAUAGAUGAGUAUAAAACUCGGCGUUGGUGUACCCUUAUUUCCUGGUUUUCCAAAUUCAGCGCUAAUCCUCAAAUGCCUGUCAAUGAAGUACUCCAGUGUUAUCCACCUAAUGAACGACCGAAAUUGCUAAAAAUGCUUACAGAAUCACUAGCAAUGUAUUUACCUGAUUUAGAUUUAGGUAAAAAUUUGACUAUAUUUCUCAAUCCAAAAGCUUUCGUUUCAACUCAAAAUCAGGUGAAAUCAAAUCGAUUUGUGCAUAACUCUCACGAACCUAAUUCCACAAAAGAAAUCGAAUUAUGGGAAAGACGUUUCAAUGACUUAUUAAAAGAUCAGUCAACGGUUAUUUUAGGCAAUACAGACUUUACGUCGGGUUGGCCAGAAAAUCUGUCACAAUUGUAUUUUAGACAUAAACUUGCACCACUCAUUUUAACUCCAGUUUACUGUCAUGGUGGCAUUGUUAUGCCUUUACCAGUUGAAGAUCCAAAUAUUGAAUGGUCUGUUUAUGGAAUUACCUUACCUCUAAGAUGGAUGCACUAUCGACUACUCUGUGGUCUUGAACAUCAUCUGUCACAAAAGCAAAAACUACUUGGCCUAAAUCCUAAUGUUUUGGAGCAUAUUCGCAUUGGAGAAGUUCUGACAACACUUCGUAUUCAAGUUGAACCUCUAAUUUUCAACUCAAAAAAAGAUACUACAGAUGCAGUAAUUUCCAACCUAGUUGGAUUUUCAUUUUCAUAUUUUAAUCCUGAAUUGAAGUGGACAACAAGUUUAGCUCUCACAUUGGCAUUCUGGUUUCGUGCUACUGUAGAAAAUCCAAUAACUACGCCUGACGUCUUAAGCAAAUCGUCUAUCGUACUAGCUGUGGCAGCGAUUACUGCUGCCAAUUAUUUCAAUGUCGAAGAAUCUGAUGAACUGUCGAUUGAACACUACCGUAUUUUGAAUGUGUUUUUGAAAAAUAAGUCAUCUGCACGAUCUCAUUUUAACCUAUCUUUUGUUCAUCACUUAACAACGAUUCACAUUGUGUAUAUUUACCUACGGUCACUGACAAAUUUAGUUGACCAGCUAUUACCAUCUGAUCGGCGAUCUAACACCCUCAGUUUUCUUCCCACAUGGAUAUCUUUUCCCUCCGGUUGUUUACUUCAUAAUCUUGUAGUUGAUUUGGAACUGCUAGAACCAGAUGACAGGCUCCACUUAGUAACACGCUACUGGCUCCCUCGUCUUUAUCGCAUCCCCAGAUUAAAUACUGAAUUUGCUGCGAAGUUACAAAAGUUGGUUAGAACUUUUGAAAAUAUAGUUCACAUGGCAAGUGAGAUGAUGCGUUUACCGAUUCCAGUCCCAGUUAUUAACUACACAAAAGAGACAACUGUUAUUCCUGCUGUCAGUUCACCAACUAAAAAGAGACUAUCAGGAGAUACACGUUCAGUCAAAAGCAAAACUUACGGUAGUUCAAGAAGUAGACACUCAGAGUACAAACCAACAUCACUUUUUUCUGACAAAAUAAAUUCAUGUACUACACCUUCAACAUCCUUACUCAAAAAACCCCUAAACGAGGUAUCUAAUCGUUUUAACUGUGAUGAUGCAUUGAAAAAUGUCAGGAAAAAGCAAUCUAACAAGUUACCAUAUCAUAUGCGCUCCACAGGCUAUGCAGCACGCCUACGUGCGCGGCUUGAGGAAACAGAAUGAAACACAACUUAUUUUUGUUACUGUAAUAUUUUCCAGUCCACUUUAUCUAUCCGAAGUUUGUCAUGCUUUUCAUUAUCAGAAUAUCCAAACUUUUUAUUUCUAUUUUUACGAGCUUCAGCAUUUCAUUAAAAAGUUCUGGUUUUCUAUCAGCAGUCUCAAGUUUCCCGAUUAUCUCUCAACCAUCUGUUAUGAGGUUUGCACGUUAGAGAUGAGUUUGUCUUUGUUGCGAUGGUAAUCUGUCGCAAAUAUACCAUUUGUUUAG